Molecule: messenger RNA, 972 nt
Organism: Myiozetetes cayanensis
Lineage: Eukaryota; Metazoa; Chordata; Aves; Passeriformes; Tyrannidae
Product: olfactory receptor 52K2-like
Exons: 1
Coding region: 10-972 (320 amino acids)
Biological process (GO): G protein-coupled receptor signaling pathway
Cellular component (GO): membrane
Molecular function (GO): G protein-coupled receptor activity; olfactory receptor activity
Source: RefSeq, a predicted model, not a curated record
CCCCAUGCCAUGUCAACACCCAACCAAUCCAACACCAACCCUCGGCCUUUUCUCCUGACGGGCAUCCCUGACCUGGAAGCUCUCCACGUGUGGAUUUCCAUCCCAUUCUGCAUCACCUACGUCACAGCCGUGCUGGGGAACAGCCUGGUGCUGCUGGCCGUGAGCCUGGACAGGAGCCUGCACGAGCCCAUGUACUAUUUCAUCGCCAUGCUGGCUGGCAUUGACCUCACCUUCUCCACCGCUGUGGUCCCCAAAAUGCUAGGUGUGUUCUGGUGGGGUUCCAGGGAGAUUGGCUUUGAGGCCUGCUUCACCCAGAUGUUCUUCAUCCACACGUCCACAGCGGUGGAGUCGGGGGUGCUGCUGGCCAUGUCCCUGGACCGCUACGUGGCCAUCUGCAGCCCCCUGAGGUACAGCACCCUGCUGACGGGCGCCAGGGCCGGCCAGAUGGGCCUGCUGUGCCUGGCCAGGGGAGCUGCUGCCAUGGCCCCCCUGAUGUGCCUGCUCACCAGGCUGCCCUACUGCAGGGGCAGGGCGGUGCCCCACUCGUACUGCGAGCACAUGGCCGUGGCGGGGCUGGCCUGCGCCGACCCUGCCCCCGGCCACCGCUACAGCCUCGCCGUGGCCACGCUGCUGGUGGGCACGGACUCUGCCUUCAUCGCCUUCUCCUACACCAUGAUCCUCAGGGCCGUGGGCAGGCUGCCAUCCCAAGAGGCUCGAGCCAAGGCCCUCACCACCUGCGGGUCCCACGUUUUCAUCAUCCUGAUCUUUUACGUCGGGGGCCUCCUCUCCAUGUACCUGCAGAUGUUCCCUUUUGGCCUGACCCCUCACGUCCAAGUCCUGGUGGCUGACUUGUAUCUGACGGUCCCUCCCAUGCUCAACCCCCUCAUUUAUGGCAUAAAGGUGAAGCAGAUCCAGGAGGGGAUCCUCAAAGUGCUGGGGCAGCUGGCAGGACCCAGGCUCACAAGCUGUUAA